Molecule: messenger RNA, 1920 nt
Organism: Polychytrium aggregatum
Lineage: Eukaryota; Fungi; Chytridiomycota; Chytridiomycetes; Polychytriales
Exons: 2
Coding region: 185-1837 (550 amino acids)
Source: RefSeq, a predicted model, not a curated record
GGGGCCUGUGUCUGUCCUGGCGGGUGGCUCGCUGGUUUGGCAGCACAUCUGGUCGCCGCUGCCGAACCAACCGGCCACCGUCGUUCGCUCAAUCCAUCAAUCCAUCAGUCCAACACAACUCCCCCUGCCCCGCACGCUGCCUGCUUCUCGCCCUGCUGCAGCUGCACGCUCGGCUCUGCCCACUAUGAACCGGAGCAUCUACCAGAUCCUCUCCCGACUUCUGGACGAGCGGCUGGUGCUGCCCACGUCGGCGUUACCGCCGCCCGACACUGCUCUGUCUGGAUUCCAGGACGGCAACUGGGUGGUUGCCCAGGAAGACCAGCCCGACCCGGACUCGAAAGAAACUCGAUGGUUUCGCUAUUUCAACGACUAUUUCCUCGAGGCAGGGCACUCGGAACAUAACGACGACCUGCUCUUUUUCGUCCGCCAUCGCGAUACCGAGGCCGCCGCGACCGAUCCGCUGUUUCUGAGGCGAAAGGUCGGCAAUGUUCUGCCACCCCUCACCGACCUCGUCGACUGGAAGGAGACCUUUUUCCUGAAUCUCAUCGUCCAGCUGCCAUGCACCUUGACCGUGUCGGUCUGCAAAAGACAGCAGUCCACAGAGGCCACAGACGAUACCACCGGAACCAUUCCGCGCAAGACGAGCAGCUUGAUCCAUCGUCCGCCAAGCGAGAAGGUCUUGGGCGACCCGGUCCCAGUCCACCCCAGCCACUCUGCAAGCCACCGACGCUCGAUCGCCGACCCUCCGAUUCGCCGAGAGGCCGGUGGCCACUCAGUCUCGCCCGAUCCUCGACGAGCGUCGCUCUAUGGCGCAUCUGCCGGAUCCGAUGCUCAAGGCAGGGCAAAGCCAAAGCCCAAGAUGGUGGCGCUCAGACGAGUUUGCAAGCAGGUGUAUGCCGCUCCAUACAAAUCCCGGAUGGACGUCAAGGAUGCCUUCAUGAACGAGUGUUCCUAUCCCCUGGUCUACUACACCAUCAAUGACUAUGAGUCGGACGACCUGCAUCUGCCCAUCCGCGAGAACGAGCACCUCUGCGUCGAGCUGUCUGUCAUGAUGCCGCAAUCCGGCGGCCUUGCGGCCCCAGCCGCCGGUGUGGAAGAGCCUCUGUCCGACUCGAGUCAUUUCUGGGACAACCUGGCGGCCAUCACCGUCGACCAAGACCCAACGCCUUUCCCGACCCCUGCGGGCUACAGCAAAGUGGUUCUCUUCCAAGGCGCCGUCCCCUAUUCGUCACUGUCCGAUAUCUACCAAGAGAAGGGUAUCAUCACUCAGAACCCGAUCAAGAGCACCUGGCACAGCCUCACCCGAGACGGCACCAAAGCCCAGUCCAACGGCUCGCUGGACCAUCGAGGCGAGCGCAUCGAGUAUAUCAUGAUGCGUGGUCCGAAUGGGAAGGGCCAGUGCCAAGUGGCCAUCACCAACCAUCCCAAGUCGCGGUGGGACGGUGAAGAGGCCGAGGUCAGUCCUUCACACUCGCACUCGCACUCGCACCGAAAGAAGAACUCCAUGUCGUUCGCCAGCCAGGACAGCCUGCGGGAUUCGUCCGAGAGUCUGGAUGGCGAGCCGCGAACCUCAAAGUCCAAGCGCGCCGCUCAGCUCUCGCUCGUCGACCGCAUCAAAAUCUUCAGCAGCAGCGUCGUGCGCGCUGCAAGUUCGCUCGGCACGAGCCCAACGUCGCUGGUUUCCCAAUCGAUCUUUGGCUUGUCGGAGAGCGACGACGCACUCGAAGCCGACACGCGGCUCGAGUGCUCCAUGACCUAUGUCAAUGUCCCGUGGCAGUUUGUCAUCAACGACCUUGUGGAUCAUGUAGCCUCCCAACGCAACGGGCUCUCGAGCUGAACGGCUCUUGGGACCGGGCGAUUUUCGACGGCAUCGGCCGAUUCAUCAUGGGGUCCGCAAAAUGAGCCAGGAUGCCCUGUAAU